UACAAUCCUAAAGAGAUAAAUAAAACUGUUGGCUUAAAUUAUGAAUGUAUAUGAAGACCUAUAUGAACAUAAAACAAUUAUGAUAAAGAAAAAUGUUAACCGACCAAAUUUUAAAAGAAUAAUCAUUUCUUUCUUCUUCUUCUCUCUCUCUCUCUCUCUCUCUGUCUCCUUUUCAAUAAUUAAAUUAUUUUUAAAAGUACAUUGAUAAACAAAGCACACAUGGCCACGUAUUCAAUCCUAUUCAAGUAAGUUUAUAUUUCAGUUUUCUCACCCUAUAUUUAUUAUAUUUAAAAAAUGAACAAAAAGUUAUUAUGUAUUAAAGUUACCUUAAGUUUCUUGGAAAAGCAUAAGAUUGUACUAAUGUCUUAAUAAUCUAGAUAUGAAGGACAUUACCUUCUAUGCUGUUUAAGUUAUAUUAUAUAUAAAGCUUUUUACAGUUCUUUAUAGUUUAUAGUCAUACGUAUAGAUAUAGAAUAUAAAGUAAUUUCAUUAAAAAACCUCAUAUUUAAAACGAUAUUUUUAAAACUAAAGCUAAUAAUAAAAAUUAUACUCGUUUGUAUUAGGAAAUUUUAAUCCGAUAACGGUCAAAUUUCUUGAUCGUGCUGCCUUAAAUGACGAUUUCAAACAAGUUUGUUUUAUUACACUCAAAGGCUCCAUGCCAUUCUACAAUAUGUUAGUGUAGUGCCACCCUAUAAAGGGUUGGAUUAUCGCUAGGGGAUUAUCCGCAAAUGAAUUGGCUUGUAGCCCAAGUGAUUGUACAUUUCACAAAAGAGUCUAUUAAUAGUAGAGUUCUAUUGGAAAUUAGCUGUAAUUACUAUAUUUAUACCGCAAUUAUAGAUGGCAGUAGCUGAUAUAAAACUUCAUACCUUCUAAGAGAAAAAAACGACCUCUGCCUGGUCCUAUAAGCAUUAAACGUUUCAUAAUUUUCGGGGGAGAACCAAUCAUCCAAUUUAAAAGAGCCAAGUUGGCUAUGACUCUUUCUUAAGGACAUUCUUGAAAACUUAAAAUUAAUUUGCCCUUCCAUUGAAAAGUAAAGAUUAUAGUAAUCCAUUUCCCAUACAAAAAGAUUAUAAAGGACAAUUUUAGACAUAAGAUGGCGCUUUUUUAUUAAAGAAUUUAAAUUAAAUUAAAUUUGUUUUUAACAGAAUAGGCUUAUUGAUAAAGUUAGGCUAAUUUUUUUCAAUAUUAGUCAAACUAUUUCCCAAACAAGAAACACGUAGAGACGUCAAUAAAUCGAUCACCCUGGCGACUAAUUUAUUCAGAAAGAUGUAGGAGUGAGUUCACAGCGCCCCUGGUGGCGUUAGGGACGGAUACCAUGAAUUGAAAGGGAGCAAAUAUAAUGAUCGAUUCAGUCCAGUAAUGACGGAGGAGGAUAAAUCUAAAACUCCUGGCGAUAAUGGUUCAGGACGAGGACGAAGUUUCGGCAAAUGGAGAAAAGUAAAAAAGGAUCCUAAAUUAGAAAAAGUAACAGAGGAGAACUCGAACGAUUUCUUUGGAGUUAAAAGUUAUUUACACCACUUCUACGAUACUAUUCACACAUAUAAAGAUCCAGAUGUUUACGAAGAUGAUGAUUUAAAACUUCUUUUGAAAGAAAAUGCAACACGAAGGCGUCGGUGUAUAAGUUCUAUAUGGUGGAAAGUUUUCGUUUGGAUUGGCGCAAACCUAUUAAUCUUUGGCAUUGUUGGAGUUCUAGUUGGCUAUUUAGUUCCCCAAAAAACCGUUAUAGUAGCCGAAACUGAAGAUGAUUAUGACAUACUAGAUAAUCAAGCCAUCAAUUUCAAUAUGAAUCUUGAUGUUUGCAAAUUAGUCGGAUUGAUCUUGUUUUGCAUUGGAGGUUUAACGUUAACGGUAGCGCUAUUAGUGCCUACGAUAGUGGUACCAAGGCAGGAGCCGCCUCCCCCUGAUCUCGAUACAACGUUAACAUCAUUCUCCGAUUAUCAGGAUCAACCGAGAAGUCCUCCUCCAGUCCCAGUCGAUUCUUUAACUACUGUCAAGCAGGUUCAACCGGCUAGGAAGGAGCAAGAAUCAGUUGCCACCCAAGCAGCUGGUAUGGUUCCGUUGGCUGCUUCGGUCACACAAUAGUGCGACAAAAAUAUCAAUGUCGUAUCAUUUUAAUUAUUGUCGUCUGCUUUAAAUCAAAUUAAAAAUAUAUUUUUUUUCGGAGUGAAUGUCAGCCCGCAAUGAAUAACUAAAAGUCUCCAAUUCCUUUAUCUUAGAAACUGUCAAUUUUACUGAGCUAUAGCAAAACUAUAAUCUAUUUUUAAAAACUUUCUAAUUACUAAUUAUUAUUAUUAAUAUAAAUGUUAAAGUAAUAGUAUAGGAAACUGAAUGCUAAAUGAUAUCUUGAAAAGGGAGCUGUACCGU
Molecule: messenger RNA, 2364 nt
Organism: Dimorphilus gyrociliatus
Lineage: Eukaryota; Metazoa; Annelida; Polychaeta; Dinophilidae
Source: the annotation of a GenBank genome assembly